Molecule: messenger RNA, 2111 nt
Organism: Mixia osmundae IAM 14324
Lineage: Eukaryota; Fungi; Basidiomycota; Mixiomycetes; Mixiales; Mixiaceae
Exons: 4
Coding region: 71-1927 (618 amino acids)
Source: RefSeq, a predicted model, not a curated record
CUCGAAGCGAGCACACUGAUCACAAGCGGCUGUCCUGCCCUGAGCGUGGAUCUGCUGUACUCGCUGCGCUAUGGUGUCAGCAGCUCUAUCGGCAGCGAAACACUACAAGGCGGCUCAGCUAGCCCCGGCCAAUCUGCGAAAUAUCGCAAGCAAGUCUGGCCUGCUCAUAGACGGCAUCGAAGUGCCCAGCAAGGAAGAUGCUGAGUAUCUCAGCUGCACUGCUGUAGAGAUAAGAGACAACAUUGUCGACGCGAGCAAGUCAAAAUGGACUGCGCAGAGAGUCAUGUCUGCGUUCAUUCGAGCAGCGAUCAGAUCUCAGGAGCACACAAAUUGCUUGACCGAAGUCAUGUUCAUUGACGCACUCGAGACGGCCAAGAAGCUCGAUGAAGACUUCCAGCAAGAUGGCACAGUCGUCGGCAGGCUUCACGGCGUCCCAAUCUCUCUGAAAGAUCUCAUCCACGUCAAAGGUCUAGAUGCCUCUAUAGGCCGCUCUGCAGCGGUCACAUUGCCGACCGCAGACGCAGGCAGUGCUGCCGAUCAUCUGUCGGAGCACGAUGCGCUGAUCGUCUCUAUCUUUCGCGGCGAAGGCGGCAUACCCUUCUGCAAGACGAAUGUCCCACAAACCAUGCUGAGUUUCGAAGGCAGCAAUCCCGUCUUUGGAGCGACUCGAAACCCUUACAACCCUAUGGCAACGCCAGGAGGCUCAUCUAGCGGUGAGGCUGCUUUGCUCGCCUCCGACGGAUCGCCUCUUGGCGUGGGCACGGACAUCGGCGGAUCUUGCAGAAUCCCCGCAGCCUUCAGUGGCUGCUACGGUCUGAAGCCGGUCAGCGGACGCAUGCCCUCACUCGGUCUCGUUUCGCCCAACGAAGGCUUCGAAUCAAUCAAAACCACUCCUGGGCCGAUGGGCAGAUCUCCUUCUGAUCUCGAGCUAGUCUGUCGAGUCGUGUUCGAUGCCUGUGUCGAGCGAAGGACCUCCCGAGUACUCACCGGUGUCAUGCCCUUGCCUUACCGCGAUGUCACCCUGCCCGAGAAGCUGAAGCUGGGCUACUAUCUCACCGACAACCUGUGCACAACUUCUCCCGCAUGCCAACGAGCCGUACUCGAAGCCGUACGGGCGAUGGAGAAGCGUGGUCACGAGUGUGUUCUUGUCGAUGCGCCAGAUGCAGUGCAGAAUAUCAAGCUGUUCGCGAGCAUCACUUCGGCAGACGGCUACGCGACUCUGCUCGCGAGCAUCGGCACCGAUCCAAAAGAAUCUGCCCUUUAUCUCACCACUUUGGGUCCUAGCGUGCCAGGCCCGCUGCGCUGGCUCGGACUGAGUCUCGCCUCACUCUUCCUAGGCGACUCAAAGUUUCUGUCAAUCGCUGCAGAGUCUCGUCCAAAGACGAUAUCAGAGCUACAGCAGGUGCAAGCGCGGCGACAGCGCUAUGCCAACGCUACCCGCUCGAGGUACUUUGCCAACGAGGCGUCGGGAGGUCUCGAUCUCGAUGCGAUCAUCUGUCCCACUAUGCCUAUACCUGCUCCGACCAUCGGCUCUGCAGGCACUGUUAGUGCAAUCGCCGCUGCGACGAUAGCAUGGAAUAUCGUUGACAGUUCUGUCGGUUGCAUGCCGGUCACCUUUGUUGAUCCCGAGAAAGAUGCUCUACCCAAAGAUUGGUCCGCUCAAUGCCAAGGCUCGAGCUUCCUCGAAUCGCAGAUUUACGGCGUCGAGAAAGCAGGCAAACGUCUGUCGGGCUUAUACGAUGCAAAAGCCAUGGCAGGCCAGCCAGUAGGCAUCCAGAUUGUCGGCGCUCAAUGGGAGGAAGAAAAGGUCAUCGAGAUCAUGAAAGCGGUCGAUGUCGCGCUUGGGUUUCGUGGCUUCGGGCCUGGCGAGUUUCACGUAGCAAUGCAUUCGAGACACUGGCCACCCGGCUUACGCGGCUCGGCCUAAGACAAGGGUAGUCCAGAAGCUAAGCGCAUGUUUGCCGCCUUGCGCAGCUUUGUCGAGUGCCAUUGCGUUUGCGUCCUCCUCCAUCGUAUAUGUGUACGUCACACGUAACGGGAUUCUGAUCUCGCCUGAUGCGUGCUCAUCGAUAGCACAUUCGAGCAGGACGAUCGAUCUAUUGCCGCGCUGC